Messenger RNA from Sitophilus oryzae (rice weevil), 1164 nucleotides. Its product is annotated as serine/threonine-protein phosphatase 5-like. Gene Ontology annotation, molecular function: Hsp90 protein binding. The record is from RefSeq and is a predicted model, not a curated record. The transcript has 5 exons. Lineage: Eukaryota; Metazoa; Arthropoda; Insecta; Coleoptera; Curculionidae. Bases 101 to 820 code for a protein of 239 amino acids.
AGAUUUUUUUUUUGACAUGACAUUUAGUAUUGAGGUUAGAUUUUCACAAAACUUCCCGAAAACAAUAAUAUAAACAAGAGCUUUUAGGAUUAUAAAUUCAAUGGAAACAUCAGAAGAAGAGCCGAGUGUGGAAACUCUGAAAGAAUUAGGUAAUAAAGCAGUGAAAGAAAACAAGUUCCAGGAGGCGAUCUUGCACUAUACUCACGCAAUCAAAUUAGAGGGUGAAAAUUACACGUUGUACAGCAACAGAUCUCUAGCUUUCUUAAAAAUAAAGCAGUAUUAUUUCGCUAUCGACGAUGCUCGAGAAACAAUCAACUUAAACCCUGCAUGGCCUAAAGGAUAUUUCCGUAAAGGAGAAGUAGAGUUUGCUACUGGACAUUACAAUGAUGCUUAUGAAUCGUAUAAAGCUGCACUUAAACUAAAGCCCGAUGAUAUAAUUAUUCUGGAAGCUUUGAAUCGGGCUGCGAAAGAACUGAUAAGACAAACAGAAAAUGAAAGGAAAGUACCAUGGGUUGGUGCAGGAGUUGGGAUUGUGAUAGGAGUUACCAUAUUUAUAGCUGAUUGUUUAUUAACAAUGAAACCAACACAUCCUAUACUUAUGGCAGUUGUAACAAUCAUGAUAUCGUUAAUAGGGUAUGGAAUAGCUAAAUCUUAUAGAGGAUAUGUCAAGAAUCAAAGAGCAGGUUUAUUAGAACCACCUCCUGAUCUAAAUAAGGAAGAGGAAGAAGAAAAAUCUAUUCCCGAAGAAAAGGAAGUUAAAAGAACCCCAAGAUAUUCCAGAUCUCAGGCUAGAUUGAGAUAUAAAAAAGGAAAAUUAUAGAUUAUAAAUGUGUUAGUACAAAUUUAGAUUUCAGCAAGUCAUUCCUAUUUUACAUUUUUCUUUUUUGAACUUUUUUUGUUCUGGGAGUAUUUGUACAUGGAUAGAAAAAUAUACCUUUAAUAUUUUAGUAGCUAAGUCCAAAUGCUGAACAAUUAUGUUAUCAAUUGCAUGUUAUUAGUAUUAACAAACAACCUUGUUUGUAUUUAAUUGUACAAAAAAAUACUUUCUCUCAAUAGUAGGUAAUUAAAUUAGAUUUUUUUAACUUUGUAUGCUGUGUUUAGGUGGUGCAAUAAGUGAUAUUGUGAGAGUGAUAUACAAAUAAAUAAAAUGUUAAAUGAUAAAAA